UAUAUAUACCUAUUUAUAUUUAUGUAUAAGGAAUGAAAAAACACAUUCUUUUCCCACCCGUCCCGGUACCGGGGCUGGCCCAGCAAGAGGCUUGCUCGCCGUGCCUUGUCCCUACAGACUGGGACCCACGCGUCAGAUGUUUUUUUUUUCCUUCCUCACAACUGCCUCAGCCCCGCCUGAACCGCCCCACGUCGCGGCUCGCUCGCUAAACCGUCCGCCCAAGCCGCUCCUGUUCAAAAUACAUUGACCCUCGUCAUCUACACCCUCUCUCUCUCCCAAAUCCUCUCACUGCGAAUCUGCGAUGGCCGUUGCGCAGCGUCUCACCGCGCUGGAGCUCCACCAUUGCUGCUGCCCAACACCUCGUCAUACGUCGCGCCUAGACUUGAGCUCGCUGCGCGCUGGGAGCCCCGCCGAGUUCGCUGUUGAGCACCGCCGCGGAAGACUCUUCCUGCCGUGCGUCGUCGCAAGACUGCGAUCCAUUUCCGAGCUUCGAGGAAUCAACAGUCAAGCUUCGGCGACCAAGAGAUCGAACUCUUCGAGUUCUACGAGGCUGAAGAUCCUGAGCAUCUGUUUGGUGAAGGUUACCUUUGGUGCAAUCUAUGCUUAGGUAAAGAAGAAGGCGUCGAGGCGGAUCUCCAGGAGUUCCGGGGCUUCGAUGAGUUCGAGGAUUAGGCUAGCGACUACCCCCAGUCAGCUGCCUGUGGUGGGUUUAUUUACGUUGGCUACGUUUCUAUUCUGGGUACUUUGAUUAUAUUAUGUAAAUGACUCUAGUCUUUUAUAUUAUUACUUACUCUUU
Molecule: messenger RNA, 796 nt
Organism: Zea mays
Lineage: Eukaryota; Viridiplantae; Streptophyta; Magnoliopsida; Poales; Poaceae
Exons: 3
Coding region: 302-607 (101 amino acids)
Source: RefSeq, a predicted model, not a curated record